Messenger RNA from Asparagus officinalis (garden asparagus), 2418 nucleotides. RefSeq lists its product as uncharacterized. The transcript is spliced from 9 exons. The record is from RefSeq and is a predicted model, not a curated record. The coding region runs from base 382 to 1491 and encodes 369 amino acids. Lineage: Eukaryota; Viridiplantae; Streptophyta; Magnoliopsida; Asparagales; Asparagaceae.
AACCACCCCUCUCUGAUCCGCCCCCACAGUCCCACACCCACGUUCUCCUUUCUCCCCCCUUCCUCAAACACUCGAGCCCUAGUUCCUCUCUCAGUCUCUCUCCUCUCAGGCGCUCGAUUUCACCUCUCCCCAUCGAGCAAUAGCUGCUCAUCUCUCUCCGAUCGAGCCCUAGUUCCUCUCGAUCAACAGGAGAAUCGAAUCUUCAACUUGUGGAGGCAACGGUUAGGGUUUCAGUCUAGUUCGAGCGUCUCUCCUGUUCAAAUUCAGGCCUUUGAUCGAGCAAUUUCAACAUUCAGGUCUUCAAUCGAACUAAUCACUGGAUUUUGAGGCAUUACAGACUCCCUUUAGAAGCUAUCUUCUACCUAUGUUGGCUCUUGGAAAAUGACUGAGGUAGUAACUGAUGCUAAUGCUGGAAAUAGACGGCGUUUACCAUCAUGGAUGCUGCAGGUAAAAUCUGGUGAUGAACAAAGAAAAUCUGCAGGUAAAGAUGCAAAAUGUUCUCGACCAGAAGAAGAGACCAAGAGUCCAGCAGCUCGGUCUAAGAUAAAACCUGAUCAAAAGAUUCGAUAUAAGACCCUAACUCAGGAGUCUCCACAGCAAUCAGAUAGCUUGCAAGGGUGUGAGGUAAGGCGAAGAACCAAAAAAACAACAAGAAAAGAUGAUGGUCCCUCCACUUCUUUAACGGUUUGUAGUGGGGCUAAGAGAAAAAUCAAGAGGAAGAUCCUUGAAACAUCAGUAAAUGAAAGUACUGCUGCUACAAAGAAGCAUGUAAAGAGUAAAAGGCUCAAAAAUAGUGAGUUGGAAGUAGUAUCCCCAGGAAGGAGCGACAAAGAAAUAUCAUUGACAGUUGAAGAUCUUCUCACCAUUGCAGAAGAGUAUGUUGCUGCUGAUAAGGAACAACAAAAUGAACUACUAGCUUCAAGAGAGUGCACAUCAGAAACAAAUCCUUCAAACCUGUCAAUUUCGUCGAAGGCUAUUAAGGGCAGAGCUCUCCAAGCUGGUGAAUCCAGUCACAUAUUAUCCAGAUGCACAAGUACCAAUCAUAGUUCUCGUCUAAGUGAGAACGAAGAGAAGGAAGGAGAGAACCACAAAAGUGGAAAUUUCUCUGGUAACAUUAUAAGCACAGGAGACACUGCUCAAGAUAUGUUGAAUCUCUAUCUAGGUCCUUUUAUGAUGAAAUCUCCAAGCAAGGAGCAGAGUAUUCAGAAAAUUGAACCAAAAAGAUUGGUGUCAGCUCAGACAAUCGAAUCAAAGAGAUGGACGUCAGCUCAGACAAUUGACUCAAACAGAUUGCCAUCAAUUCAGGAAAUUGAAGCAAAAGAAUUGCCCUCAAUUUGGGCAAUUGAAUCAAAAACAUUACCAUCAAUCUAUGAAUUAAACGAACAGCUCACAAGCCAUGAAUUUUCGAAAGAAGAGGCACCCUUGAUGAAGAAGAAGAGCAGUCUCAAGGACAAGGUGGCUAUGUUCUUUGACCAGUCAGAUAAAUUUUGAGGAGAAUGACAUACUAAUUAAUUAACCAGGUCAAAAAGAAGAGCUUUUACUAUGCUUCUUAUAUCUCCUUAAGAUACUAAGUCGAGGCCCCAGCAAGUGAAUUGGUAACUGAUGGGCAUGGAAUCAAGAGAAAACAAGAUAAGAGAAGACUGAGUCACGUCAAUGUCUUCAAGGCUUCCUUCGACGGGCUGUUUGUUUGGGCUAAAAAGUGGAGAAAAUGGGUUUUGGAAAACUGACAGCCCAUUUCUUAUAUUUUCCUUCACCUUCUGACGUUUGGUUCACAAAAACGAAAGAAGGAAAGAGGGAGAAAACUGGCGUUUAAAGGAAAAUUUGGGGCCGAUCUGUUUUCCGCCCUUAAGUCCCCGUUUUUGCAGAAAACUCGCGGAAAGUGAAGAGGAGGGAAAGUUUAGGGUUCCUGCCUCCUCAAUCCCGUCACCGCUCCCUCUCUCUCUCCCGCCUCCCUCAUUCCCUUGCCCCUCCCGCUUCGCAUAGACGAACAAAGCCGACGAAGCCGACGAACAUGUAUGACCGACAACCUCAAUUGUGAGGAACUUGAUAAGGUCAAAGGGAUGAGAGAGCUGCCACCUUCCAAAUUUCAGUUCAAACAAGAAGACUGAAGUACCCAUUCAUGGAGAGGAUGGAUCGCGAAUCAAAAAGCAUACUUUGGCAGUCAUACUGACAGUUUUGAUGUUAUGCAGGGGCAUUUUUUAUCAGCAAAGUUGAUAUGGCAAGCUCCGCCUUCCAACCCCUUGCUCAGGCAAUCGGUGUUGCAGUUUUGAUCGCUGCAUGUUGAACCCUCCAUUGUCAUCAUCCCAUCGUCCACAAAAGACAAGUGUAUUUAAGUGAUCCAUAAGCGUUAAGGUAGUAAAAGAGUUAGUUUAAAUAACUUUUGGAUAUGAGGAGAAGAUCGAAGAGCAGCAGGUAAUU